Penaeus monodon (black tiger shrimp) is the source of this 2814-nucleotide messenger RNA. RefSeq names its product translation initiation factor IF-2-like. Gene Ontology annotation, cellular component: nucleus. NCBI's taxonomy places the organism in Eukaryota, Metazoa, Arthropoda, Malacostraca, Decapoda, Penaeidae. The coding region runs from base 1 to 1545 and encodes 514 amino acids. The record is from RefSeq and is a predicted model, not a curated record. The transcript has a single exon. Gene Ontology annotation, molecular function: DNA-binding transcription factor activity, RNA polymerase II-specific; RNA polymerase II cis-regulatory region sequence-specific DNA binding. Gene Ontology annotation, biological process: regulation of transcription by RNA polymerase II.
AUGAGCGAGCGCCUGGGCACCGGCGGCCUGCUGGCGGCGGCCGCGGGCGGGUUCCGCCUGGGGGCGCUGCACCCCCUCAUGCACCCCCCGCGCAUGUCGCCCUCGCCCGAGCUCUACCUCGAGGCGCACGCGGACCUGCAGCCGCUCGACUUCUCGACCAAGAAGGGCAAGAUGUCCCCCGCCAGCGACGCCGGCGAGAACAGUGACAGCGACCGCUGCAGCCUGCCGGAGGAGGGCCCCGGCGGCGGCGCCCUCAACCUGGCCCCGGAGCGCCCCGUGUGGUCGCGCUCCUCCGAGUCGGGCGUGUCGGUGACCAGCGCCUCCCCCGACCGGCCGGCCUCGCCCCCCGGCCUGCACGGCCCCCCGUCACCCAUGGCCACCAGCCCCCCCAGGGGCCUCCAGCCGCACCUGGGCUCCCUCCAGCAGCAGCUGCACGCCCACCUGGCGCACGCCCCCACGAGCGCGCCCGCGGCCGCCCUCAACUCCACGCUCCUCUCGCAGCUCCACUCCAACCCGCUGCUCUUCUCCACGCUGCAGUCCGCCCUCAGCAAGUCCAAGAUGGGCGGCCACCCCUUCAAGGCGCACCUGCCGGCGCGCAGCGCCUCGCCGCCGCCCAUGGACUACCCUGCGGCGUCCUCGUCGCCGACGCCCCUGCACCCCGCCCUCGCGCGCGCGCCCGCGGGCCUCGGCGGCCUGCCCGGGGGGGCGGGGCUGGGCGGAGGCGGCUUCGGGGGAGGAGGCCUCGGGGGGAGCGGGCUGGGAGGCUCGGGGCUCGGGGGAGGAGGCCUCGGGGGGCCCGGCUUGGGGCCCGGCGGCCUCGCGGGCUCCGGGCUCGCGGGCGGCGGCGGCCUGCUGGGCCCCGGGGCGCUCGGCAUGAGCUCCGGCAGCCCGAACCCCGCCGGCGGCCUCGGCGCCCUGGAUGGCCUGGUGGGCGGCCUCGGCGGAGGCCUCGGGGGCGGCGGCGGCCCGGGAAGCCUCGGCGGCGUGAUGGGCGGGAGGGGCGCGAUGGCCGGAGGCAUGGGCGGGGCGCAGGGCGAGGCGGCCCUCAACGCGGAGAGCAACGAGGCCUAUUCGAGGUUCCGGGACCAGAUGUUGGCGCAGGUGACGUCGGCGAAGGCGCGGCGGUCGCAGGCGUCGCGCACGUCGAGCCAAGGCAGCGGCGACGCCAGGGGCGCUGACGCGGCGCUCGAUUCCAACAUGGACUCCAGCCAGGAUUUCGCUGGGGACGCGCCGGAGGCCAAGGCGAGGGAGGACGGGCUCGACGCAGGGGACACGCAGAGCUGCACGUCGUCCAGCGGCAGCGGCGGCGGCACCAAGCGCCGCGGGCGAGCGAGCGGCGACGGCGUCAAGGACGAGGCCUACUGGGAGCGGCGCCGCAAGAACAACGAGGCGGCCAAGAGGUCCCGCGACGCCCGCAGAGCCAAGGAAGACGAGAUCGCGAUCCGCGCCGCCUUCCUCGAGCAGGAGAACCUCAAGCUCCGCGUGGAAGUGGCGUCGCUCAAGUCCGAGACGGCGAAGCUGCGGUGCAUGCUGUACAACAGCUGAAGCCGCCGGCAGUGCCUCCGCUCAGCUCCGCCACGCCGAUUUGUGCCUUCAUCAUGCCUCUCACCUACACUCUCUCACGACUCCACGAGUGCCUCUUCAGUCGCCACUUUGUGUAAUGAUUCUAAGUAUAUUCUACUCUUCGCCUAAGCUAGGUCUUAUCUAGGUGAACUGCCAUCCCAUGUCUGUAUUUUUGUCAUGAGCUCUGCUGGUAGUCCUUCGCCGUUCAGUGCCAGACGCCAGCCGCAGGAGCGAAUAUAAUUCUUACUUCCAGAUAUUAAUUUUUAAGAGGGCCUUAUCGUCCCUGGUGAACCGCCCACCCUUCAUGGCGGCAAAAAAAGGGAGAGAGAAAGUGAAAAGGAUGCGGACACGUGCCUCAUUCUGAGAGAGAUUCGUGGCCGCGUUCCUCCUCCUCUGGCCAGCUGUCGUCUUUAUAAUGCCUUCCGUCUUAUCGAACAGACAAUUUCAAAUCUCAAUCAUUCAUGUAUUUCGAUUUUUUUUUAUAAUUUAAGUUCAAACUCACCUCAUUUGUGAUGUUAAAUAAAGUACAGAUUUACUUCACCUGGGAAGACAUUUUAGGAACGACAGCACCGGCACGAUACUGUGCAUGUACAUCAUUCUUGAUUACUAUGUAUGAUACUCAUAUUCUAUAUAUAUAUAGCGGCUUGAGUGUCACCGAUAAAUUAUUCUAUUUAUUUAUUUAAAUUUCUUGUUGUACCGUGUCUGUCUAACAGAUACUUCGACGGGUUGGUUGUACCUGAUAUCUCAUCCAAAGAAACAUGUACAAAUUAUUUUUAGAAAUGAACUCCUCACCAACCCGAGGUUAGGCCCCACGCCGAGAAAGUCAGUCAUCGCAAAAGGUGCUGAUAAGGAGGAUAUAAUGGCUGAUAAAGGAUACUGAUACGCGAUCCUGAUGAAGGAUACUGAUGCAGGAGUGUCUAUUCUCGCACGACCCUGAUGCAUAUCCAUCGUAGUUGUCAAAUGACUCUAUGACGUCAACGCGAUGGAAAGUGAAAGGAAAGGCAAGACACAUAUAAUAAAAAAAAUCUAUAAUCGCUGCUUUUGCCUUAAGAUACUUUAUUUUUUAACACCACAACGACACAGAAGAUAAAUCUACAGAUAAGGAAUUUUGUUGUGUGAAGUUCCUUAUCAAAUUCUUUUCGUGUGGAUAAUCUCAUCACGACUUCUGUAUCUUCUUUUUUUAUAUGCCUCUUCCUACAGCAUUCUCCCUCCUGCGUGUCUUAUUGAUCUGUAAAUAUAUAUUGUUGGUUU